AUGUUUUUAAUAAAGUUUUCCUUUUUGUUAAUUAGUGCAAACGUGGUAAUUACUUUUGGAGAACAAUCGCAAAAGUUUUUCCGUUCCGACUACGAGAAAUACUUGCCAGAAACUGACAGUUUUUAUAAAGUUCACGGUCUGCCAAAAACUUUCGAUAGAGCGAAGGAGACUUGUGAAAUAGAAGGAGCUGAAUUAUUUUAUCCAGUAGAUGAAGAUGAGGCUAAGGCUAUGAUUACAUAUUGGAAAGAAAAACAAUUUUUUUCCUCAAUUUAUAUCGGUGUUUCGGCACCUUUUGUGCCUGAAGUAUAUCAAACUAUUCACGGUGCUUCAAUAGACACCGUGUACAAUAAAUGGGCCAAAGGUGAACCAAAUAAUCAUGCAGGCAACGAGCAUUGUCUGACUUUGCUAGACGACACCACCCUGAACGAUAUAAACUGUGAUACUACCAAAAGCUUUAUUUGUAAGAAGAGAGCCAGCGCGAUUCAUUGGAACCUGCUAUGUGAUUUACCCGAUAAACGUUACGAAUAUGUGGAACAAUUAGGUAGAUGUUACAAGUUUCACACAAAUCCAAGAAACUGGACGGAGGCUUUCCGAGCUUGCAAUGCCGAGCAGGGGUACUUGGCUAUUAUCGACAGUCAGGGAGAAGCGGACCACCUCGUGAACGUCACAAAGAUGGCGAAAAAAGAUGACGUGGAGGGCAACUAUCUUCGAGGUGCCAUUCAUUUAGGAUUUGUUAAGAAGAAUUCAAUGUGGCGUUCUAUUAUGGGUCGGCCACUCAAAUCCCUCGGCUACAAGACGUGGGGCACAAACCAACCAGACGGAGGAGAUAGAGAGAACUGCGGCUCCAUGUUCUUCAAUGGCAAACUCAACGACAUCGGAUGCAAUCAACAAUGCUUUUUUAUAUGCGAAAGGGAGAUACCGCUAUUAGAAAACUCUAUUAACUUAAGGUUUGGUGAUUACGAUGAUGUACAGUAA
This is a messenger RNA of Pieris macdunnoughi, 975 nucleotides long. NCBI's taxonomy places the organism in Eukaryota, Metazoa, Arthropoda, Insecta, Lepidoptera, Pieridae. The record is from the annotation of a GenBank genome assembly.